CGCGCAAAUCCAACAGCUUGUUGACUGCUUGGGUGUCACGGGGUAGUGAUGUGACACUUCUGGUUGACUUCCAGUUCUCCAUGAAGUAAACGUUUCAAGGAUAAACAACAUAAUGGAGAUAAACCCUCCGUUGGACGCGUGUCAGUAAUCUUCACGGACUGGACUCUUUAUAAGGAAGGAAGCUGUCAAUCCUUUUGACAAUGGCUAUCAACAAGCAUACCAACGAGAGCACACCUCUCUUGGACUCGGAUAAUGGGACUAAUAGGAGACCGUCAACCCCCAUCAGUUUCCAGGGAAGAAGACUUGCAUGUGCUGCUAUCUUGCUGGCUGAAUCACUGGAAAGGAUUGCAUUCUAUGGCAUUACAUCCAACCUUGUCCUCUUUUUGAAUAGUAGCCCUUUCUAUUGGGAGGGCACGCAAGCCAGUCAGGCUCCCCUGAUGUUCAUGGGGGUAACUUACCUGAUAUCCCCAUUUGGAGGCUGGUUGGCCGAUGCAUACCUUGGCAAGUUUUGGACUAUUGCCUCAAGUUUGAUUUUGUACUUUAUAGGUAUUCUAUUUUUCCCUUUCCUUUCAAAUGAAGACACCAGAGUAAAUAUGUGUGGAGAAGAGGCUGCAUUUCCAGUGCAACCCGCUGAGUGUCUCAGCACAAACAGUACCCCUCCAAGCAAUGUGACCUGCCCCAUCCGUGCACCUUAUUGUGGCCCUAUAGUUUACAGUGGACUUUUUUUCAUUGCAUUGGGUGUAGGGACUGUCAAGUCAAACAUCACUCCAUUUGGAGCAGACCAGGUCAAAGACCGAGGACCGGAGGCCACACGCCGAUUCUUCAAUUGGUUCUACUGGUGCAUUAACCUUGGUGCCAUCUUGUCACUGGGAGGUGUAGCCUACAUCCAGCAAAAUGUCAGCUUUGAGCUUGGCUACAUCAUUCCUACCGUGUGCCUUGGGAUUUCCUUCCUUGUUUUCCUCCUGGGCCGCACCGUUUUUAUCACCAAGCCUGCUGAUGGCAGUGCUUUCACUGAUAUGUUCAAGAUACUGAGCUUUGCCUGUUGCUCCUCAAAACCCAAAGAACCUGACUUGCUCAGAAGCAAUAAACCAACUCUGUUGGAUUCUGCCAAAGUGACCUAUGGAGGAAAAUUCCCUGAAGAGAAAGUGGAGGAAGUGAAAUCUUUGGUGAAAAUCCUACCAGUUUUCUUAGCCCUUAUUCCUUACUGGACAGUGUAUUUCCAGAUGCAGACGACAUACAUCCUGCAGGGCCUCCAUCUUAGGAUUCCUGUUGCUGCCUUGAACAGCACGACUGACUCCCACAUGAUAUUUCGCUUCCCGGCAGCCUGGCUCACCAUGUUUGAUGCUGUGCUCAUCCUCAUGCUGAUUCCUCUUAAGGACAAAGUGGUGGACCCUAUUUUGAAGCGGCGUGGCCUGUUGCCCUCCUCUCUGAAGAGGAUUGCAGUGGGGAUGUUCUUUGUCAUGUGGUCGGCUGUGGCAGCGGGUAUUCUGGAGACAAAACGCCUGGAGAUUAUCAACGCAAAUGGUCCCAUUGAGCAAGUGCUUGGCAACGUAGUCUACUAUGCAGCGGAUUUACCCAUUUGGUGGCAAGUGCCUCAAUAUGUGCUGAUAGGCAUCAGUGAAAUCUUUGCCAGCAUUGCAGGACUGGAGUUGCUUACUCUGCUGCACCCAAGUCUAUGCAGAGUGCCAUCAUGGGGCUCUUCUUCUUUUUCUCCGGGAUAGGCUCCUUUGUGGGCUCGGGUUUGUUGGCCAUUGUGUCUCUCAAGGAGAUCGGCUGGAUGUCAUCCCACAAAGAUUUUGG
Syngnathus acus (greater pipefish) is the source of this 1800-nucleotide messenger RNA. It is a transcript of the gene slc15a4, whose product is annotated as solute carrier family 15 member 4. Gene Ontology annotation, cellular component: membrane. Gene Ontology annotation, molecular function: transmembrane transporter activity. Gene Ontology annotation, biological process: oligopeptide transport; transmembrane transport. NCBI's taxonomy places the organism in Eukaryota, Metazoa, Chordata, Actinopteri, Syngnathiformes, Syngnathidae. The record is from RefSeq and is a predicted model, not a curated record.